Messenger RNA from Papaver somniferum (opium poppy), 1475 nucleotides. Its product is annotated as cytochrome b561 and DOMON domain-containing protein At5g47530-like. The coding region runs from base 132 to 1343 and encodes 403 amino acids. NCBI's taxonomy places the organism in Eukaryota, Viridiplantae, Streptophyta, Magnoliopsida, Ranunculales, Papaveraceae. The transcript is spliced from 3 exons. The record is from RefSeq and is a predicted model, not a curated record.
ACUACUCCCAACUUCCCCUCUUCCAUUAAAACCCCCCAUUUCUAUCACUUUCUCCAAUUACUAUCUAAUCCACCCAUAACCCACAUUUCAAUUGCAUCGGAAGAGCUACUCAUACAAUUUCUGGCUGUACCAUGUCUGGUCUCAACACAAUGUUGAUAUCUCUAACUAUACUUUUCUCACUCAUUUUCUCAACAAGCAAUGCUCAAACAUGUACAAACUAUACAUUUUCUAGUAACAAAAUAUACAGUUCUUGCAAUGAUUUACCAGUAUUAAACGCAUAUCUACACUGGAACUAUAAUUCUACAACGAAAACAAUGGAUAUUGCUUUCCGCCACACCAACAUGACUUCCUCAAAAUGGGUUGCUUGGGGUAUAAACCCAACAUCAAAAGGAAUGAUUGGGACACAAGCUUUAGUUGCAUUUCAAGAUUCUAAUGGAAAUUUAAAAGCUUUUACUUCUUCAGUUACUGGUUAUACUACUCAGUUACAGCAAGGAAAUCUUACUUUUGGCGUUCCAUUGAUUUCAGCUCAACUUGUUAAUAAUGAAAUCACUAUUUUUGCAACUCUGGAGCUUCUUAGUAGUAAUACUUCUACUAUAACUCAGUUAUGGCAAGAAGGUCCUGUUAAAGGUGAUUCUUUGAUGGCUCAUGUUACUUCUGGAGAUAAUAUCAAAUCAGUCGGCACUUUGGAUCUCCUCUCUGGUCAAGCUACUACAACCCUUGGUGGUGGGAAUUCAAGACAAAAACGAAUGAAUGUGCAUGGAGUGCUAAACGCAAUAAGUUGGGGUAUUCUAAUGCCACUUGGAGCCUUAAUAGCAAGAUACUUGAAGGUGGUUGAUUCAGCUGGUCCUGCAUGGUUUUACCUUCACAUGGCAUGCCAACAUGUUGCAUAUGUUGUCGGUGCCACCGGAUGGGUUCUAGGUCUACGACUCGGUUCUGAAUCUGUUGGCAUUCAAUAUUCUUCCCAUAGAUACAUUGGCAUUGUUCUCUUCUCCCUCGGAACACUUCAGGUGUUUGCUUUGCUCCUAAGACCAAGUCCGGAUCACAAGUACAGAUUCUAUUGGAAUAUUUAUCAUCGUAUGACUGGUUAUACCGUAAUUGUACUCAGUGUAAUCAAUGUGUUUAAGGGUCUUGAUAUCUUAGACCCAGAGAAGAAUUGGAAAAUGAUUUAUGUCAUUAUAAUCUCGGUGUUGGGUGUUAUAGCCAUAAACCUUGAAGUCUAUAAAUGGAUUAGAGUGAUGAAGAUGAAGAAGAACGUCAAAUCAGAAAACAUGAAUCAAGCAUACGGUGUGAAUGGAGUCAACGGAUACAGUGGUAAACCACGACAGUCUAGUGCGGAUUUUUAAGAUAGGCGCAUCUGUGUGAAUUUUUCGGACUUGUUUUGCAAUUUUUUUUGUUACUUUUCCAUUCUCAAUGUAGGUUAAAACUUGUUCUUUGUUAGAUUGGUAAAUUUUAAUGCUGGAAUGUUUUUUUGUGUA